Messenger RNA from Serendipita indica DSM 11827, 6204 nucleotides. The record is from the annotation of a GenBank genome assembly. NCBI's taxonomy places the organism in Eukaryota, Fungi, Basidiomycota, Agaricomycetes, Sebacinales, Serendipitaceae.
AUGGACGAUAUCUGGAAAACCUGGCUCGGAUACUUGCUCAGUGUACUGUCUAUGCUGUUAAUGCAAGCUAUCUAUACUGCCCUUUGGCCUCCGAACCGCCAGUCUAAACACCUAUCAGCGCCAACACCAAAAUUGAAGCGAGAGGAGCUGGAAUUUCUCGAGAUUUCGGCUGGAAUAGAUCCAGUUGUUGAUAUCGUUGCGAUACAUGGCUUAGAUGGCCACAGGGAGCUGACCUGGACUGCGGCUAAUGGAACAAUGUGGUUGCGAGAUCUCUUGGCUGCAGACAUUCCCAAUGCACGAGUUCUUAGCUAUGGAUACGACGCCGACACACGUAGCCUGGAGAGUACAUCAACACAGACAAUCUAUCGACACGCCGAAACCUUUAUGAGAGCCCUCGUUCGCCAAAGGACAGGCUCCAAACAGAGGCCGAUUAUCUUCUUGGCACAUAGCCUCGGCGGAAUUAUACUCAAGAAGGCUCUCACUAUUUGUCACAGUAGAAAUAUUGGAUCAAAUGACGGGUUCCGUGACGUACUUGUGUCGACCCAUGCCACGCUAUUCUUUGGAACACCUCAUGCAGGUACCAAGAGUGCCGGUCUCCUUCGGAUGCUGAACCGACUGCUGUCAUUCUAUAUGGAGACAAAUGAUAUAAUACUUCGGGAUCUGGAAGAAAACUCAUCCGUUCUUGAAGACAUUCAGGCUACAUAUCUUUCAGCGAGCGAGGAGGUUACCAAUGUCUACUUUUAUGAAACCUACAGAACAUCCUUGCUUGGAAGAAUAGGAAAUUUUAUUGUACCGUAUUACUCCGCCACCAUUGCUGGGGAGAAGCAAGUGGUUCGACAGGAACUUUUGGCCGACCACGUGCAACUUGUGAAAUACACUAGUGAUAACGAUCCGAACUAUAAAGCGGUCCUCUAUUGUCUCAAGGAAUCCUUUGAAGGUGCAAAUACGGUGGUGGAAGAAAAGUGGGCGCGGGAGCAUGGUUACCGAAGCGUUGCAAAAGGAGAGCUACCAUCACAAAAUCCUAUUCUUCCAAAGCCACUCCUGGCAGUUUCGAGAAAUUAUAUCCAGCGUCCUGAGAUACAGACUUUCAUAACAAGUCAAUUGCUUCCCAAAAGUCCGCCGAUUCGUCAGCCACGCUGUAUUCUUCAUGGCAUGGCCGGUGGCGGGAAAACGCAGCUAGCUUCAUCCUGGAUCAGAACCAACAAAACAAAUUUUACGCGAGUCAUCGUUGUGGAUGGUAGCAGCCAGCAGCGAAUCGAGGCAGACUUGGAGAGAUCUAUCCGUGAAAUUGGCCCCCAGUACAGCAAAUCUACGUGGAAGGACGCGAUUGCUUAUCUCGAUGGCAAGGAUACUGGCUGGCUCCUCUUCUUGGAUAAUGUUGACACUCUAAACCUACCUCUGGCCCAGUAUCUUCCUAACUCUACCCAUGGAUCAAUCUUGAUGACAACGAGGAAUUCGGAAUACUGUGCCUGUGCUCCAAGGGCUCACAAGGAAGUAGGAGAGUUGACAGAAGAACAGGCCCUCGAACUUCUUCACUGUGUCGCCGAAAUAUCACCUUCAUCAAGCGAUAUCUCACUUGCUAUAGUGAAAAAGCUGGGCAUGUGGGCACUCGCCAUUACUCAUGCUGGAGCCUACAUUUUCAACGGAGGAAGCUUAAAUACAUAUCUUGAUACAUUUAGUAAGCAUGAAGGCGAGAUAAUGCGACAAGACGUCCUGAAAGAAAGGAAUUAUUUGCUGCCAACGUACACUGCGUUCGAUUUAUCGUUCCAACAACUACCAGAGAAGUCUCAGGAAUUUAUGAAACUCGUUGCGUUCCUUCAUUAUACGUCUAUACCACAGGAGCUAUUCCAGAGAUCUACGACCGCUGGCUUCUGCGCACACAUCGUGAUGGAAGGUCAAGCCUCACCAGAUAGGGAUAAGCAGAUAAUAUUAUACCUCACAGAACUACUUGGAUCGGAAUGGAAUGAAGUCGCAUUUCAAGACAUAGUCAAUUCGGUUUGCCGGGCAUCAUUCCUUCAUAUAUCCAGAGACGACGCAGGAAACAUAUUCUACGGCCUUCACACACUUCUUCAAGCCUACAUCAGGGAUCUUGUCAACAACUGUCAGGAUCACUACGCACUGGCAGCCGAACAGCUCCUUCUUGGAGCAAUACGUCCCUUGUCGGAACAAGAGAGCAAUGCCUGGUACUGGCACUUAGUGCCUCAUAUCAGCGCUUUACCGGCAGUAAAGAGACCUAAAAACAUAGCUCAUGCGUUAGCGUUUGAUAUGGUCCAUCGAACUGUUGGAAGCUGGAAUGCAAGUCGAGAAACAUUGGAGCAUUGUCUCCCUCAACUUUCGCAAGCUUUAGGGCCACAACACCCAAAUACGAUCUGGGUGAUGCGUCAGCUAGGCUAUGCUCUACGAGAGUGUGGCCAAUGGGAAGAGGCGACGAACAUCCAACAGAAGGUUGUAGAGCUCCAAAUAACAAGUCUCGGACAAAAACAUCCCGAUACUAUCAAAGCAAUGGGCGACUUAGCAUGGACUACGCAUAAGCUAGGCAAACUGGAGGAGGCAGAAAAAAUGGGGCGAGAAGUGCUGAGCUUGCAACAGGAAGUGCUUGGUCAGCAAAAUCCCGACACGAUCCAAACAAUGCAUAACCUUGCGGCAACAAUGCAAGCACUCGAUAAGCUGGAUGAGGCAGAGGAGAUGCAACGAGUGGUGUUGGAUGUGCGAAGACAGACCCUCGGACCCAAACAUUCGGACACGGUUUGGGCAAUGAGCAACCUCGCGCUGACAUAUCUUAUCCGUGGUCGAUUGGAGGAGGCCGAGAGUAUGCAACGACAGGUCCUGGAAUUAAGGCUGGAGAUUCUCGGUCGAAGACACCCCCAGACACCUCUUGCCAUGAACAAUCUUGCCCAAACCUUGACGAGCCGUGGUUUGCUCGAGGAAGCUGAGAAAAUGCGCCGAGAAUCGGUGAAGCUUCGGAUAGACAUCCUUGGACGACAACACCCAGCGACCUUGAGAGGAAUGCACGGUCUUGGGAUGACCCUACAGUGUUGCGGGUCAUGGGAGGAGGCGGAGGGACUGCUACAAGAGGUGCUCGAUGUCCAAGAGCGAAUCCUAGGACACAGACACCUAGAUACAAUUAGUACAAUGCACAGUCUCGCGGGGGUCAUGCGGCAACGCGGGAAGUUAGGUGCAUCCAAGCCGUUUGUCCUUGAGCCGCAUCACAUUUGGUGGACUGCACUCGUCACUCUCGUCUUUCCCUACGCCGAAUUGUACAGUCCAGAAUUUGUACUCAACGUCCUCCAAGUUCUCUUUAGAGAAACACUUGAUGUUCGCCCAGCUAGUUGGGAACAGAUCAUCCUCGAUGUUUGUAAGGAAGAGUGUGGACGAAAGUCACGAGAGGGCGAGGUACUCGACUUUCGGGUGAUCCUCCAUCGCUAUGCACAUAAACUCAAAGAUCCUAUGUCUGUUCACAAACUAAUGAUGGAGGAAUCGAAGAAGAUUGGCCUUGCUGGGGCACAGCCGGGUGAACGUUUCGUCGCAACUAAACGAUCGUGGUUUGGUAUAUACCUCCGACGAUGUCGUUUGGCAUACAUGAAGCUGUCCGAAGCGGCACUAACUAGGCUACACAAGGCUCUUAUGGAGUGGCUAGACGGCGAGUCUAUCUCUUACGACUUGAGCACAGAAAUCGUCGAGGAACCUGGGUAUAAUCUUAUACCUACAUUCCUAGAUAGUGCCAAUCCGGGUACGACAGACUCGUACGAAUGCUUCGAGUACGAUGCCCAUGUCGGAGACGUUGCGGGAGCCGUAGACAAUCUCCGACGCUACUUUGACCAAAGAUUCACGCCUGGAAAGCAGCCUCCCAGACAACACGUUCUGAAUGCACUCGUGCACUAUUCACUGACAUCAGGCGAAGUCGAAAUGGCCCGGCUGAUGUGCAGUGAGGCAAUGAACAUUGCACGUACCGUUCGAGAUCGAAGGGCUUUGAUGGACGUAACGAGCCUCGCGCGACGACUACCUCUAAAGGCGCUCCCUACAUUUCAUGACGAUUUGGAUGAUUCUCGAAGGCGGCAAGCACUAGUUGAACGAGAUGCUGAGCAGGCGAAGCUGAACCCUCAACGGUAUACGGUAAUUCAGCAAGGCACAUCGCCACUAGACUUGCUAUUUGAUAUCCGACUUGGGAUCAAUGCGGGCGAGUCCAUCUCAUUUCUCUUCCGCAAAUGCUUUGAGGCAAUAGGGGCAUUUGAUUUGCCACCCGAGUUGCAUAUUUGGCCACUAGAUAUUCAAUGGGAGAUUUACGCGGUUGAUGCGACGCUAUGGCGGUUAGCCGGACACGCGACUGUGGCGGAGAUAGGAGACGACAUUGUCCUCAGAAAUACAAAACCUGGGACGGAGAUCCGGUUGUACACUCUCUGCGCCCGAGCGCGUCAAUUCUUCCAACAGGGUCAGUAUGUCAAGGCAUUUGCAACGCUCUUCGACGGUGAAACUUGGUCGCAUCUGGGCCUUGUGCAAUAUCAGUACUGGUCGAACGAAGUUUGGCAUCUGAUGUGGGACCUCGCUACUCGACGAUGUCAAGAAAAUUUCAAAAGACAGUUUCUAGAACCCAGAAAGCCCAAGGUAUCACCCUUUGAGACGGCAGAAACCGGCAAAAAGUCGCCCGAAGCCAUUCGGAAGCUGAUUGUUGAAGCAAGCAAGGCAUUGACUGCACGAGAUAUUACGCGGGCAACCAUGAUGAUCAUUGACGCGCUACACUAUGCAGAGGUCAACCACUAUUGGUAUCUCUAUCGUUCUGCCGUCCCUGUUUUUGCGGAUCUCGAGCUGCAGAGGGGGAAAAUCCAAUCGGCCCGCCAUGUCUUGGAGCAGAUUCUUCCUCAGGUGGCCAGAGGAGAGGAUUUGGAGCAGCGUGCUCUCGUGUACACGAUCUAUGCAAAGGUGAAAAUGGCGCAGAGCAAAUCCGGUGGUCGUGUACUCUUGGAAGACGCGAUUGUUGAUCUGAAAAAGGCAGAAGCUGAUUACAUGAUUCUGGAGAUGCACGCCUCAGUUCAAGAUGUGCUUUACCUUCAAGCCAUCGUCUACGAAGCACUUGGAGAUGUUGUCGAGCGAGAUGGCGCUAGUAGGGACCUGAUCAAAGUGGAAGAACUGGAGAAGAUGAUGAUGCAGGAGCUCGACACGGAGAUGAUAGAACUGUGGGACAUUGGUUUCCGCUACGUUUGCCACGAUUUGGACCAGACCUCUACCAGCUUGUCAAUGGCGACGCUUACUUCACACAACAGUGCAAAUGCUUCCGUCAAGCGCAUCCUUCGCGAGGCGCGAGAGAUCCAGGCAGACCCCUCGACGGAAUUCACAGCCGGACCUUUAGAGGAUAAUCUAUUCGACUGGCAUUGUACACUGAGAGGACCAAAGGACACAGAAUUCGAAGGCGGACUCUACCACGUCAGGAUCACGCUCCCCCCUCAGUAUCCCUUUAGACCCCCAUCCCUCCGGGUCCUCACUCCUAGCGGUAGAUUCGAGGUGGAUACACCCGUCUGCAUUAGCUUCACCAACUAUCAUGAAGAGCUAUGGCAGCCCGCGUGGGGUAUCCGAACUGCCAUUAUCGGACUGCAGGGCUUUUUCCCCGUGAGCGGGUCAAAUGCGCUCGGUGUUGGUUCAUUGAAUGCACCUCCACAAGAACGCAAACGACUGGCGGCAUUAUCCCGAGAAUGGAAAUGCCCACACUGCAACCAGAAGAAUAUAGAAAUGCUUCCAGACCCUGUCGAGACACCGAAACAAGAAGACGGUGCGAGUUUGACCGAGUCUGUCGAAACUCCAAAGGCGAGCCUGGGACCCAAUGUAGCGCGACAAGAUAAAGUCCAGGCUCCCAACCAUAUUGCUAUCCCUGCAUUUUCUUCCACAUUACCACCCAAUACCCUAUCCACGACCACCGAAGCGAAUGCCACUGCCCUCUCCCUGCAACCUUCGACCCCGGCGCGUAACAUCUCCAUCUUUGAGCUCGGUCCGAAACCUGUGGCGCUGCCUUCCAACGACCCGGCACGUCAUGGUGAGGAGAAUGGCGCGCGAGCGUCAGGGGACAAGUCGGACACGCCACAGCAGCACCAAGUGCAGGCGUUCCCAGCGUUUCGCGAUUCGGGGGUCGAAGGCGUUCCCAUCUGGCUCGACAGUGCAAUCUGGAUACUGACGGCGUUGCUGGGAGGUAUCGUGAUCCACAGAGUCAUGUUCUAG